This is a messenger RNA of Cucurbita moschata (crookneck pumpkin), 1224 nucleotides long. RefSeq names its product zinc finger protein ZAT12-like. The transcript has a single exon. NCBI's taxonomy places the organism in Eukaryota, Viridiplantae, Streptophyta, Magnoliopsida, Cucurbitales, Cucurbitaceae. The record is from RefSeq and is a predicted model, not a curated record. Bases 139 to 612 code for a protein of 157 amino acids.
CGGCCUCAUUCAUCCCUCUCCGCCGCAUCCACACCUUCAUGAAUCUGCCGACGUAUAAUAUAUAUAUAUAUAUAUUCAUACAUUUUGAUCCAAUUUCCAUAUCCGCUCACUCAUCUGAUUUUGUUUCCAUUUCAUCUGAUGAAGCGAUUCAGAGUUCAAUCUCAAAUCGACGUAAUGGGAGUCGCCGAUUGCUUGAUUUCAAACCACGCCAACACGGCGGCGUUUUCCGGCCGAGUUUUUGUCUGCAAAACUUGUAAUCGUGAAUUUUCCUCGUUUCAAGCUCUUGGCGGCCACAGAGCUUCUCAUCGGAAGCUCAAACCGUUUCUGUCCGGUGACGGUCUUCAUAAUAAUGCUAUUAAGACGAAGGCUCAUGAGUGCUCUGUCUGUGGACUUGAGUUUCCCCUAGGGCAGGCGCUCGGCGGCCAUAUGCGCCGCCACCGGAACUCUUCUCCGCUCGCCGAUUGUCCACCGACGACUCAGCCUGUCUCCGAUGAAUCCGAUUACGACAUCGGCGUUGGAGGAAUUUUUGGAGUGGAUUUGAAUCUGACGCCGUUGGAGAAUGAUCUUGUUCGGUUGCAGUUGAUGGCUCCGCCGGUCUGUUGCUUGACAUAAUUUUUUUUUUUUUUUUGGUGUAAAUUAUUUCAUUUAUUUAUUGUUACUGUAAACUUACACAAAAUUUGUUUUAUCUUUCAAGAAUCUUCCAGAAAUUAUGAAGAAAUUGAUGAGUAUUUGAAAGAAUUAAAGUAUAUGAGAACAGCGAAAAUUACAACUCCAAAAUAUGAUAAUCGAUUAAGCAAAUUGGAAUAAUUUUCAUCGCGGAACGCCACAAUCGCGCUACAAAAAUCAUUUACCGGAAAUAAAACACCAGAUCGACGCUGAAGAACGAACCUGGUUGAAAAAUCAUACGGUGGCGGUGCUUUGUUCUUGCAUUGUCGUGAUUUUGCGGCGAAUUAGGGCUCCAAUUCCACGGCGAAAAAAACGAGCGAUCGAUUUCAAGAAAUGAAGUUAGCCUAUAAUAAUCUAUUGAUUCAACCGAUGGAGCAAUCACGAAAUCUCGGCGUUGCGGUGGUUGUGGCGGCAGGCGGUUCUUCUCCUCCAACUUCGGGCGGAUUUUACGGCGGCGCUCUACCUCUUUCGGAAAUAGCUUCUGCCAUAGUUGUUCUUGGGCCUUGAAACGCAUGUUCUUGAGAUUUAGACUGAAAUAUGUUUAAAUUGAGUAGAAAA